AUGUUCUGUCUUCUAGUGCUGAUGUGCUUUGGGGACAAGCUGAACGAGAAGCAAAUCAACGAAAUCGAGGCCGUUCAACGCGACUUGCUGUUGAGUUUCAACCGUUUCAACAUUCUCAAUUUCUGGCCCAGGUUAGGGAAGAUCGUGUUCCGCCGCCGCUGGAACGAGCUGAUUCGGAUUCGCCAGAAUCAGGACAGGGUUUUGAUUCCUCUCAUUAAAGCCCGACUCCAAGUCGUCCAACAACUACGACGGAAGAAGAAGAUGCUCAAGGCCGACGAAGAUCGUGAUGAACAGGAGAAGAAAACGCAAGAAGAUAAAGAAGAAGAGGGCGUGGUGGCAUAUGUGGACACGUUGGUGGACCUGGAGCUGCCGGACGAGAAGAAGAAGCUCAACGACGACGGUAUGGUGAACCUCUGCUCUGAGUUUCUCAACGCGGGCACCGACACCACCUCAACGGCCCUGCAGUGGAUCAUGGCCAACCUUGUCAAAUACCCCCACGUCCAAGCCAAGCUGUACGAGGAGAUUACGGCGAGUGUGGGGCCGCCGCCGCAACUGAAAACCAAGAAACUCGAUGCCUCCAUAAGAGAGGAUGAUCUCCAGAGGAUGCCGUACCUGAAAGCUGUGGUUUUGGAGGGGCUGAGGAGGCACCCUCCGAGCCACUUCGUGCUGCCGCACGCGGUGACCGAGGACGUGGAGUUGGAGGGGUACAUGGUGCCGAAAAGCUCGACGGUGAACUUCAUGGUGGCAGAGAUGGGUUGGGACCCCAAGGUUUGGGAGGAACCCAUGGAAUUCAAGCCGGAGAGGUUCCUUGAUGGGGAUGGGCAUGGGAUGAAUGAAGGAGUGGACAUAACAGGAAGCAGAGAGAUAAAGAUGAUGCCAUUUGGGGCAGGGAGGAGGAUCUGUCCAGGAUUAGGGUUGGCUCUGCUUCACCUGGAGUUGUUCGUGGCCAACUUGGUCUGGUACUUGGAAUGGAAGGCCGUGGACGGCGACGAAGUUGAUCUAUCGGAGAAACAAGAAUUCACCGUCGUCAUGAAGAACCCACUGCGAGUGCACGUGUCUCCUAGAGUAGCCACCGCUAUUUGUUCUAUUACAGCAAAUAAUGGCCACGAAAUCGAUUCAUUCUGCCAGUAG
This is a messenger RNA of Diospyros lotus (date-plum), 1131 nucleotides long. RefSeq names its product cytochrome P450 89A2-like. The transcript has a single exon. Gene Ontology annotation, molecular function: heme binding; oxidoreductase activity, acting on paired donors, with incorporation or reduction of molecular oxygen, NAD(P)H as one donor, and incorporation of one atom of oxygen; iron ion binding. The coding region runs from base 1 to 1131 and encodes 376 amino acids. Gene Ontology annotation, cellular component: membrane. The record is from RefSeq and is a predicted model, not a curated record. NCBI's taxonomy places the organism in Eukaryota, Viridiplantae, Streptophyta, Magnoliopsida, Ericales, Ebenaceae.